GAUCCCGACUUUCCUGUUUCGUGUGGGAGCUCACAGAGUUUCCUGUGUCUGAAUCGGCUUCAGGCGUCUAAUAAAGUUUGACUCCUCCUCACUCCAAAGGUCCUUCUGUCUGAAACCAGGAGCUGAGAGGAGCAGGAGAAACGCUGCCACAGAAGAGGAGGAACGAGGGAUGGGACAGCAGGAGGAGAAGAAGAAGGAGGAAGAGGAGGGAGCAGCUUCUCCUCUGGGGAAGAAACAGAAAAGCUCCAAAGAAGUUUAUUUCUCUGUCCUGCCGGAUAAAUACGAACCUCUGAUCGAGGAGGCGGAGGAGGAGAGAGAGACGCCCGAGGAGAGGAGGAAGAGGAAGGAGGAGAAGAAGAGGAAGAAGAAGAGGAAAUAUAAAAAGUACAGAAAGAACGUCGGGAAGGCGCUGCGCUUCAGCUGGAGCUGUCUGAUGAUUGGCUUACAGAACAUGGCGUCCGUUUACACCACGCCGGCCUCAGCUGUGGCCACGGUGGUGACGGUGGUUAACAGUGGAGCGGGCAGCCGGCAUGACGGGGCAGUGAAGUGACCGCUGAGGCCAGGAGGUCAGGAGGUCAGGGGCCCAGGAGGUCAGGGGCCCAGGAGGUCAGGGGCCCAUGGGGGUUCUGGCCCCUGUUCGAUAGUUUGCAUUCUAAUAAAACCUUUUGUUAUUUCACUUUUGAAAUAAUCAAACCUUAAUGUGUUUACUUUCAGUUUGUUUUAUAUUUUAAUCAUCAGUGUUGGUGACAUUUACUCUUAUUAUAUAUAUGAAUAUAUAUUUGACAUUAUAAAUUAAUAUUUUCUUAUUUUCAACUCUUUCUGAGAUUAAACAGUAUUAUAUGUUUAUUGUGUAUUUGACAUGUUAUAGUGUAUUAUAUAGUUUUUCUUUCUUUUCUGCU
Messenger RNA from Hippoglossus stenolepis (Pacific halibut), 899 nucleotides. RefSeq lists its product as uncharacterized. The coding region runs from base 170 to 550 and encodes 126 amino acids. The transcript has 2 exons. The record is from RefSeq and is a predicted model, not a curated record. Lineage: Eukaryota; Metazoa; Chordata; Actinopteri; Pleuronectiformes; Pleuronectidae.